Molecule: messenger RNA, 4975 nt
Organism: Periophthalmus magnuspinnatus
Lineage: Eukaryota; Metazoa; Chordata; Actinopteri; Gobiiformes; Gobiidae
Gene: zbtb18
Product: zinc finger and BTB domain containing 18
Exons: 2
Coding region: 354-2039 (561 amino acids)
Biological process (GO): regulation of transcription by RNA polymerase II
Cellular component (GO): nucleus
Molecular function (GO): RNA polymerase II cis-regulatory region sequence-specific DNA binding; DNA-binding transcription factor activity, RNA polymerase II-specific; protein binding
Source: RefSeq, a predicted model, not a curated record
UGUCAACCUACACCGAGCACACACAUAUAUCCCUCCCUCUCCUCUGCUCUGCUGGAGGGCCGCUUCCAAUUUGCCUUCCCUCUCCUCGUCCCCGGCUCCAUUGGCCUGCGCGCGGUGCCACUCAACGCGCCUCCUCUCUCCUCUCCAGCCCGAGCGGAGCAGCAACAGCUCGGAAACAUCUGUCCGCCGCAGAGAGCUCCACUCCCCGGUCCCUCCCGACAACCUCAGCUACGCCCGGCCGCUGUGGAAAUGAGCCCAAAGUGUGUGUAGUUUGGCGGAAGAGGCGCAGAAGGCGGAGGACGCGGACGCGGAGGAGCCGUGAGGAGCGAGCCGUCUGUUAUGAGGACGGCAGGAUGGAGUUCCCAGACCACAGCAGACAUUUGCUCCAGUGUCUGAGUGAGCAGAGGCACCAGGGCUUCCUGUGUGACUCCACGGUGCUGGUGGGCGACGCUCAGUUCCGCGCUCACCGCGCCGUGCUCGCCUCGUGCAGCAUGUACUUCCACCUCUUCUACAAGGACCAGCUGGACAAACGGGACGUGGUGCACCUCAACAGUGACAUCGUCACGGCGCCCGCCUUCUCCCUGCUCCUGGAGUUCAUGUACGAGGGAAAACUGCAGUUCCAGAACCUGCCCGUAGAGGAUGUGCUCGCCGCCGCCAGUUACCUGCACAUGUACGACAUCGUCAAGGUUUGUAAGAAACGACUGAAGCAGAAGGCCACGGCCGAGGCCGACAGCACGCGCAAAGAAGACGACGGCUCCAGCUGCUCCGAUAAAGCGGACAGCCUGUCGGACGGCUCCACGGGACGACCCGCCACGGCCGACCUGCUGCACAGCGACGAGGAGGAGGAAGGAAAGACCGAGGCGGCGCCGCUGUGGCUCAGACUGCCCUCCUCCGACAGAGCGCCCACCCCCGCCAUGACCUCAGGCAGUCCCGCCAACGGAGAGGCCGAGACCCAGAGCGCAGACAGACUGACGGAGCAGAAGCUCCUCUCUCCGGCCGGCAGCCCCAGCAGCUCCACCGGCUCCCUGUCCCGGAGGUCGCCCCACUCCAUCAACUCCCGUAGAGAUCACCGAGGACGCAGGGUGUCCAACGACGCCGCCGACUGCGUCCUAGACCUGUCUGUCAAACCCUUAGGUAGCAACCACAACAGCCACCAGCCGCCGUACUUCAGCGGCACCGCCACGCCGGACAGUCUGCAGAGCCCGCUGACCGUCAGGGUCAAAGUGGAGAGAGGCGUGGCCUCGGACGAGGACGAGGACCUGGGAGGAGGGGAUUACGACAUGGAGCACAGCGGACUCAAGGUGACGGCCCCCAGCACCAACGGGGGCCUGGCCCACCACAUGGUGGGGGGUCCCCUGUCGGCCCAGAGGAGACUGGGUCUGGAGGCCCACCUGUCGGCCCUGCGCGAGGCCUCUCUGGCCUCAGAGCUGGAGCGAGAAGACAAGGCCACGACGGGCGCGGACGACGAGGACCUACUGGGCGGAGAAAACGACCGCACUCCGACCGAGGCGGCCGCGAUGGACGGCUCUUUGCUGCCCUACGUGUCCAACAUGCUGUCGGCCACUCACACGCAGAUCUUCAUGUGUCCUCUGUGUAACAAAGUGUUCCCCUCGCCGCACAUCCUCCAGCUCCACCUCAGCUCGCACUUCAGAGAGCAGGAGGGCAUCCGGUCCAAACCGGCCGGAGACGUGAACGUUCCCACCUGCACCAUCUGCAGUAAGACCUUCUCCUGCAUGUACACGCUGAAGCGCCACGAGCGGACUCACUCUGGGGAGAAGCCCUACACUUGUACCACGUGCGGAAAGAGCUUCCAGUACUCGCACAACCUGAGCCGGCACGCCGUGGUGCACACGCGCGAGAAGCCGCACGCCUGUAAGUGGUGCGAGCGCCGCUUCACUCAGUCCGGGGACCUUUACCGACACAUCCGGAAGUUUCAUUGUGAACUGGUCAACUCUCUGUCGGUGAAAAGUGAACCUCUGGCACUGCCCAACGUGAGGGACUGGGCCAUAGAGGACAGCUCCCAGGAACUGUGGAAGUGAAGAGCUGCUCCACGUCGCAAAUUCAACUGCACUUUAAUAGCACAGAAAAUGUUACUACUGAAUAUUUGAGUUCUUUAUUUUGGUGUGCGAUGUGUCGGUGGUUUUUCCGGAGCGGCUCUGGACCGGUCGCUCUGAGAGUUUUGUGUUUUUUUUGGUGUUGUACCUCACAACGCUCCGAGUCCGACACUGGUGUCAUAUCAGACGGUCGAACCCACUGAAGCUGAAGCAUUAUCCACACUAAACGGGUACUGUGACCGCACACACACACACACACGCGUUAACACAUGUGUGUGUGUGUCAAACUGCACUACUCUGGCAAAAAUCUCAUGUGGAGUGUGUGAGUGUCUGUUUCCUUUGGUUUGAGGCGCUUCUUUAAGCUCUUGUGGAAGGGAAAGCUCAUUGAUCCACUCAUGCAAUGCACAGCCUCCCGUUUCACUUCCAAUCAAUUUGAAGUAUUUUUUAAAUAAUCUUGGAAAUUAUAAUUAUUAUUAUUAUUGUUAUUCUGAAUAGAGUUUUUCUUAAAUCUAGCUGGCAGUCUUUAAACAUCUCUUGUUGAAAAGGUAUUUAAUUUAAGGUUGUGUAUAUUGUUCUAGAGUUUUAAUCUUUGAUCUUUUUAAAUUAAUAUGAUAAUUAUUAUUUUUUAUGACUUUUUGUAAUGGGACCUGCUGUUGUUGCAUGACGUCCACAUCUGUAUAUUUUAAGAUGAAAUGUGAAUUUGCUGUAUUACUGUACACAUGUGAACAAACGGGCUCUUCUUUCAUUUUCCAUUUUCUGUGAAUAUUUCUCAAAGGUGCAGUUUGUUCAAACAUCUGGAAAAUGCAUGAACUUUUUGAUUUUUGUCUUUUUUGAUUUGAUUUUGUUUUGGAGGAGUUUUCAAAAGUGAAGGGGGUUUAGUGUCUGUGGAGGAGCGAGCGACGCGGCGCCGAAACGUGUGGAGCCUGAGUCUAUAUGCACUGAUCUGCUGUGUGUGUGUGUGUGUGUGUGUGUGUGUGCAAACUACUGAACAUGUGUGCGUCUCUAACUCAGCACUUCCUCCUGCUCUUCCUCAGGCGUUUGUGUGUCGCUGUGUCUCUGUGGUCCUCUCUGCUCCAGAGUGGUGUCGCUCUGUCAGGGUGGUGUCGCUCUGUCCGGGUGGUGUCGCUCUGUCCGGGUGGUGUCGCUCUGUCCGGGUGGUGUCGCUCUGUCCGGGUGGUGUCGCUCUGUCCGGGUGGUGUCGCUCUCUCAGGGUGGUGUCGCUCUCUCAGGGUGGUGUCGCUCUGUCCUGGUGGUGUCGCUCUCUCAGGGUGGUGUCGCUCUCUCAGGGUGGUGUCACUCUCUCAGGGUGGUGUCGCUCUCUCAGGGUGGUGUCGCUCUCUCAGGGUGGUGUCGCUCUCUCAGGGUGGUGUCGCUCUCUCAGGGUGGUGUCGCUCUCUCAGGGUGGUGUCACUCUCUCAGGGUGGUGUCGCUCUGUCAGGGUGGUGUCGCUCUCUCAGGGUGGUGCUGCUGGUCUGUGGGUGGUGUAGCUCAGACUGGACUGAGGUGGAGGAGGUGGAGGCUGAAUCGUCUUGGUGAAAGUUGAAGCCUCAGAUCAGAGUGAAGUUGAGCUGAGACCUAACAAACACAACACACACAACACACACAACACACACAACACACACAACACGACACACAAACACACACAACAAACACAACAAACAAACACUACACACACAACACACACACACAACACAACAAAAACACAACACAACAAACACACACGACACUCACAACACGACACACACAACAAACACACAAACACAACAAACACGACACACACAACAAACACAACAAACACGACACACACAACAAACACAACACAACAAACACACAAACACGACACAACACGACACACACAACACACAAACAAACACGACACACACAACAAACACAACAAAAACACGACACACACACAAACACAAGUGGCUCGACUAAAUGCAUCUUUUUUGCUGAGUCGUUUCUUUAUAAAAUGAUUCUGAGGAUUUGAUUCUGAAUCGUUUUAAAUCAGUUAAAGUUAAAUUUAAAUUAAUGUUUAUUUAAAAUGACGUUUAUUUGUAAAUGUCAAUAUUUUAAUGACACUGGAAAGAAACUGAACAUUUAAACAUUUUGUGUCUGAGUGUGAGGGUUUAGACUGGGCCAUAGACGUGGGCCACAGAGGGGUCAGUGUGGGCCACAGAGGGGUCAGUGUGGGCCACAGAGGGGUCAAUGUGGGCCACAGACACACAGGGCCACAGUGGAGCUGGAGCUGACUUCAGUCUGUGCUCAUGAGUUUCUUGUGAUGUUCUGUUGUACUUGAAGGCCUUAAACUGCUGUCGUCCAGCCUCUUCUUCUUCUUCUUCUCCUCCUCCUCCUCCUUCUCCUCCUUCUCUUUCUCCUUCUUCUCCUCCUCCUCCUUCUUCUUCUUCUUCUCCUCCUCCUCCUCCUCCUCCUCCUCCUCCUUCUUCUUCUCCUCCUCCUCCUCCUUCUCCUCCUCCUCCUCCUCCUCCUUCUUCUCCUUCUCCUCAAACGGUGUGUGUGAAGUUUAUGGAGCUGUGCUGUGAAUGAAUCAUCUCCAAACUUUGACUUUUUUUCGUUGCUUACUUGAAAACACAAACGUCCCGGCGGUCUGUAAACGGGCGGAGCGUGCGGGGGGGCGGGGCUUCGUACAAGUUUUUCUGUCUCUUUUCAAAGACGACAAUCAGUGGAAAACGAGCUGAUUUAAAUUCAGAGACAGUUGCUCCCCGUUUGAGACUAAAACUAUGUUCUUUUUUUAUUUAAAUUUCAGAUUUAGUCAUUUUUUUAGCUUUGACAAUCAUAGUUUUUAUUUGCGUUUCUCAAGGGGAGUAAACUCUAAUGUGUUUAGUUUUGUAAUUUCUGGUGUGUGCUGUUGUUUUUAAAUCGUGUGCAAACUGCAAUAAAUUAUAAGAAUCUUGAAACUUGAA